Notodromas monacha is the source of this 789-nucleotide messenger RNA. The record is from the annotation of a GenBank genome assembly. Lineage: Eukaryota; Metazoa; Arthropoda; Ostracoda; Podocopida; Cyprididae.
AUGACCGAAAUAAAAGCAUACAUUAUAACCAUUGGCGAUGAAAUCCUAAUAGGACAAGUAUCGGAUACCAAUGCACCGUAUCUAUCCAAAUCGCUUACUAAGCUGGGUAUUAGCGUAGUGGGAAAGGCUUCCAUUCCCGAUGAACCCAACGCAUUGAUAAAACAACUGGAUUUUGCCAAACAAUCGGCCGAUUUGGUUUUGAUUACGGGUGGAUUGGGCCCUACCAAAGACGAUAAAACCAAACAGACCAUUGCCCAGUAUUUUGAUGAUGAGUUGGUGUUGGAUCAGGCUUCAUUGGAUAAAACCACCGCUUUAAUUACCGCAUUGGGUUCUAAAAUGAAUUCAUUGAAUGUUCGACAGGCGUAUCGACCAUCCAAGGCCACCCUUUUGUAUAAUACAAUAGGCACAGCCGAUGGAUGGAGUUUGUCAACGGCCGAAAGUUGCACUGGAGGGUAUAUAGCCUCACAAAUAACCGCUUUGUCGGGGAGUUCGGCCUAUUUUAAAGGUUCGGUGGUGGCUUAUGACGCAUCGGUAAAGUCCUCUAUUUUAGGGUUGACAUCGGAGGAUAUGUCGGAAGGCUUGGUUAGCGAAUCGGUGGCCCUUAAAAUGGCGAUGGGGGUGCAGCGCCAGUUAAAAAGCGAUGUAACCAUUGCCACCACAGGAGCCGCAGGGCCAUUGCCUUCACCAGUGGAUAAAGUUCCUGUAGGAACCGUAUGCGUGGCCAUUGUGGCUGCCGAUUAUCAAUGGACGAAAACAUUAUUUUUCCCGCAUUUUGAUAGAGAAGACAUC